UUUUAGGCUUGUCCAGGCGAACCCUAGAUCGGCACACUCCUCCCAUCCUCUCCCCUUCUCUUCGGUUGGCGGCCGGCGGCUGGCGGCUGGCGCCGGAGGCCGGACGAAGAGGCAGAGGAGAGAUCACCGGAUGGCGUAGCCCCCGCUCACUUCCCGUUCGUUGAGGCAGCAGGGCAGCCACUUCCUGCUCGAGCUCGACACGCUUCCCUCGUGGGCUCUCAGUCGGACGGCGACCCUCAAGCUCCACACCCCUGUGGCCCUGUAACCCUCAAGCUCGACGCCCAGAUCCCCUGCGGCCAAGCCCUUCUACCCGUGAGUCAAGUCCCAGUCCGGCUGCUCUGCUUCCCAGCUGCUCCUUCAAUCCGGCUUCGGCAGCUCACUUCUCACCACGGUUCAGCACCUCAACAAGUUGUAGGGAGGAUACAAGACAAGUCAGCAGCAUGGAGAUGGGGAAUCAGAAGCAAGCAAAGGGGAUGGGGAAACUGAGCUCAGGGACGAGGUAGAGAGACAGAGACGAGGAAGAAGAAGACCAAGGUAUUAGUUAGUCAUGGUGUUCAGCAAGGUGGAAGUUAACUUGAGAAGGCUGCUUGAGGCGGCCCCCCGCCAGCAGAAUCAGGCUAAGCUUGUCCAUUACAUAACCACAGCCAGGGAGCUGUUGGAGCAACUUGGAGCUGAAAUUACACCAGAAGGAAUAUCAAGCCUGCAAGCUGCACUCUGUGUUCCAGCUAGCAUUUUGUUGAGGAUCCAUAGUUACAGAAAGAAAUACAGCCGUGUUUCAAAAGCUAAGCUCAGUGAGUAUUCAGAAAAGAUUGAAGCACUAGCUGCCACGCUUGCUUCUCUAGUGCCAGAAAAUGAAAAUCUGGUUGAUGAGAGUAGAGAACAAGACAGCUCUUAUGAAAGAGAAAAGGUCGGGAGUCCAAUAUCCUUAUCAUCAGGACUGCGGAGGAGAUCGACGGCUCAGAUGGAGGUUGGACCAAGCAGUCAUGAAAGAAAAGAAAGAGACACUGGAGCACCUAUUAAAUUGGAUGCAGAAGCUCAGGCUCAUAUUGAGAAGCAUAGGAAGCUGCAAGAAGAUCUGACUGACGAAAUGGUUGACUUAGCACGCCAGCUGAAGGAGAGUAGCCUUUUAAUGAACCAAUCCGUGCAAGAUACAGAGAAGAUCCUCGAUUCCACGGAGAGAGCCGUGGAACAUAGCCUGGCGAGUACUGGCCGUGCAACGGCGCGAGCCUCGGAGGUCUACUCGCUGGCCUCCAAGACGAGCUGCUUCCAGUGGUUGCUCAUCUUUUUAAUGACCUGCAUGUUUGUCAUGGUGGUUCUGCUCGUACGGAUCACCUGAUGUCGGUCGCCAUGGCGUGUCACCAGUGGCCGCUAAGAUAGUAGUGAAGUCUUGUAAACGGUCCUUGUAUGAAGAUAAACUUGAACCCGUGUUCCAGAGGAGCAUUGUUGCUCAACUCAACAUGGUUAUGCAGUUUGCUGAAGAAAGAUGUCCCAUUGGGAGAAUGCACCCAGGCCCACUGUUAGUUAA
Molecule: messenger RNA, 1525 nt
Organism: Triticum aestivum (bread wheat)
Lineage: Eukaryota; Viridiplantae; Streptophyta; Magnoliopsida; Poales; Poaceae
Exons: 10
Coding region: 548-1336 (262 amino acids)
Biological process (GO): retrograde vesicle-mediated transport, Golgi to endoplasmic reticulum
Cellular component (GO): endoplasmic reticulum; SNARE complex
Molecular function (GO): SNAP receptor activity
Source: RefSeq, a predicted model, not a curated record